CGUCUGAGCGAAAUCUGACCAUCACGCCCUUGUCUGCUCUCUCGUUUCCGUAUCAUCCCUAUACGAGUGGAGGUUUUCAGGGCAGAAGUCUAGGGUUUGAAGCUUGCAGACGAGUCGAGACGGAAGACUCGAAUUAUCACCAUGGAGUUGGCUGAUAAGGCUGUCGGAUUGUUGCUAACUGUCGUCAGUUUGUCUCUAUUCUCUUACUACACCUUUUGGAUCAUCAUUUUGCCUUUUGUGGAGGACGAUAACUUUAUCCAUAUGUAUUUCUUGCCUCGCGAGUAUGCUAUCAUAAUACCAUUGUUUGCUGGCGUCACUCUUCUUUCCUUCUUAUCUGUGUUCAUUGGUUGUGUCAUGCUCAAGUCAAAGAAGAAGGUUGCUUGAUUUAAACUAUUUUUUUUUUUAAUCCAUUAAUUUCAAAGGCAGGUGCCAUCUUUUAUGCAAAAUAUGUUAUGAUUCUAAUUAUUUUGAUAAAUUUGUAAAAUGGAAAUGAAAAAUUAGAUCUGUUUUUAUGUCUGUAAUUCAAUAGCUAAGGGGCAGUUUGAAAUUAAUUUUUUUU
Molecule: messenger RNA, 559 nt
Organism: Phalaenopsis equestris
Lineage: Eukaryota; Viridiplantae; Streptophyta; Magnoliopsida; Asparagales; Orchidaceae
Product: dolichol phosphate-mannose biosynthesis regulatory protein
Exons: 3
Coding region: 142-384 (80 amino acids)
Biological process (GO): GPI anchor biosynthetic process
Cellular component (GO): dolichol-phosphate-mannose synthase complex; endoplasmic reticulum membrane
Molecular function (GO): enzyme regulator activity
Source: RefSeq, a predicted model, not a curated record